Prunus persica (peach) is the source of this 1378-nucleotide messenger RNA. RefSeq names its product probable cinnamyl alcohol dehydrogenase 6. Bases 88 to 1173 code for a protein of 361 amino acids. Gene Ontology annotation, molecular function: cinnamyl-alcohol dehydrogenase activity; zinc ion binding. NCBI's taxonomy places the organism in Eukaryota, Viridiplantae, Streptophyta, Magnoliopsida, Rosales, Rosaceae. The transcript has 6 exons. Gene Ontology annotation, biological process: lignin biosynthetic process. The record is from RefSeq and is a predicted model, not a curated record.
UGAAGUGAGUUUGUUGUGGUGUGCAUUGCAUUUUGCAUAUAUCCCAUCCCAAGUUGUGAAACUGCGUGUCUUGUCUGAGUGUCUCUCAUGGCUCAAACCACUCCAAAUCAUACACAGACUGUUUCUGGGUGGGCAGCUCACGAUUCCUCCGGCAAGAUCACCCCUUUCAUCUUCAAACGAAGAGAAAAUGGGAUCAACGAUGUGACCAUAGAGGUCUUGUACUGUGGAAUAUGCCACACAGAUCUCCACCAUGUUAGGAAUGACUGGGGCAUUACCAUGUAUCCAGUAGUCCCCGGGCAUGAGAUUACAGGGGUGAUUACGAAAGUUGGGAGCAACGUGAAGGAAUUCAAGGUAGGAGAUAGAGUGGGGGUGGGAUGCUUGGCAGCGACAUGUUUGGAGUGUGACUUCUGUAAAGACUCCCAAGAGAACUACUGCGAUCAGGUCCAGUUCACCUACAAUGGCAUCUUCUGGGAUGGUAGUAUUACCUACGGUGGUUACUCCAAAAUGCUUGUCGCAGAUCAUAGGUACGUGGUGCACAUACCAGCGAACCUGCCAUUGGAUGCAACAGCACCGCUAUUGUGCGCUGGGGUGACUGUGUUCAGCCCCAUGAAAGACCACAAUCUACACCAAGCACCAGGGAAGAAGAUAGGGGUCGUCGGUCUGGGAGGUCUUGGACACGUGGCAGUCAAAUUCGGGAAAGCCUUUGGUCAUCAUGUAACCGUCAUCAGCACUUCUCCGUCCAAAGAGAAGGAGGCUAAAGAGCGUUUGGGUGCUGACGACUUCCUAGUCAGCACUGAUGCACAACAACUUAAGAAAGGCAUGAGGACGCUUGACUUCAUAUUAAAUACGGUGUCAGCUAAGCACUCUCUUGGGCCCCUCUUAGAAUUGCUCAAAGUGAAUGGAACUAUGGUGGUGGUGGGUGCACCAGACCAGCCCUUUGAAUUGCCUUCCUUCCCUAUGAUAUUUGGCAAGAGGGCAGUGAAGGGCAGCGUGAUAGGAGGAAUGAGAGACACAAAGGAGAUGAUGGAACUCUGCGGGAAGCAUAACAUAACGUGUGACAUUGAGGUUACAACACCACACAAACUCGACGCGGCCUUGGACCGCGUUGCGAAAAAUGAUGUUCGGUAUCGAUUUGUCAUUGACAUUACUGCUGGAUUACCUUCCAAUCUUUAGAAAUAAUCGUGUCAAAAAUUUGUAUGCAAUAUAAUGUGAUGUCAUUGAUUGUUUACAUUUAGUAUUGUUGUUGAACAAGUUAUAUGUCAUGGGAGGAAAUUGCAUGCAAAUUGCAAUGGGAGAUUUUGCAGGAAGCACUGUGCGAUGGAAAGUAUGUGACAUUUGAAUUAAUAAAAGAAUCGGUUUGGUCUUUGUUGUUAAUUAA